AUGGGGAGCGGCAAGGCGUCGUCCCCGCCAGGCGCCCCCGCUGCCGGCGGGAGCGGCUCGCCGCCGGGCGGCGCCGUCGUCUGCUGCAUGUGCGGCGACCGGGGCCUCCUGCCCGAGCUCUUCCGCUGCUCCGCCUGCUCCGUCCGCUCCCAGCACACAUACUGCACGGAUCGGUACCCGAAGGUGGAGUCGUACGGCACCUGCAACUGGUGCCUCAGGGUGGAUGGGGGCGUGGCUUCUACUUCUAACUCACCGAGAUCCGCCGGCAAAGCGGCUGUCCGGUCGGCUCCUCACGGCGGUGACACGACCGGCAGCGGCAGCGGAAGAUUGCCGAAGGUUGCCGCUCGCGGCGACUUUGCAUCUUCCAACCUGAGCAAGCCUAUCAAGAAGCAGCAGCAGCAUGCGCAGCGUCUCUUGCUGCGGCGGUCGGCGUCGGACCUUGGCAGCCGCGUCGUUCGUACCGACCACGACGCGCCUCCGCCGUCUCCCGGCGUCGCGCGUGGCAGGCCGAGGGUCCGGAGGUACAAGCUCCUGGAAGAGGUGAUCACUAGCUAG
Miscanthus lutarioriparius is the source of this 555-nucleotide messenger RNA. NCBI's taxonomy places the organism in Eukaryota, Viridiplantae, Streptophyta, Magnoliopsida, Poales, Poaceae. The record is from the annotation of a GenBank genome assembly.